Molecule: messenger RNA, 5248 nt
Organism: Trematomus bernacchii (emerald rockcod)
Lineage: Eukaryota; Metazoa; Chordata; Actinopteri; Perciformes; Nototheniidae
Gene: tmem102
Product: transmembrane protein 102
Exons: 6
Coding region: 382-1935 (517 amino acids)
Source: RefSeq, a predicted model, not a curated record
GACUCCUCACAUUCCCAUGCAUCUAAACACUGGCUGUUCAUUGGUGAAACCGCCCUGCCUUCUACUACUAAACCUCAGCACAGCCUUAUCUUAUCUGCGAGGGCACGGGCACAAUUUUUAAUCAUAACCUGACCUCACAAAUCCGUGUGUAGUCCUCCUGUAAUGUGGGGCGUUCGUGGCACACAUACUACUAAUCCCUGGAUCCUCAGAGAAGGACCAUGAUGAUUUCUGGGACGGUGUUGCCAGGGGGAAGGUGGCGACUGGGACCUGUUGGAAAUGACAGCUGAAGAAGGCGGAUUGAAGCACAGGAAUCACAAUAACAGUAAACAUAGAAGAUAGCGGAGAGACUCCCUCGGAUCACUGUGUAAAGGGGUUGUAGACAUGGAGUCCCUGAUGAGUGCGGUGGCCCCGCGCUCCCCAGCCCCCGCCAAGAAGCUGUCAGAGGUCGACUUCCGGUCGGGGGCGACCCUGGAGCAGUUGUCAGCGCAGGUGUCCGAGCUGGUGGUACUGGAGCAGGGAGAGUUCGGAGACCAGACUGCCUUAGAGGUCCACACCGCCAAGGACUUUAUCUUCAACAUGCUCGGAUUAGUCCAAAAAGUGGACCAGCGCCUCCCGGUGGCCAAUGAGUACCUGCUGCUGUCAGGCGGGGCCCGAGAGGGAGUCUUGGACCUCAACCCAGAGGAUCUUGGGGACUACGCCAAAGGGGCCGACUUUGACCUGGAAUUCACCCUGCUGGUGCCCGCCCUCAAGCUCCACGACCGCAACCAGCCCGUCACGCUGGACAUGAGGCACUCCCCCCCCUGCCACUCCUGGCUCAGCCUCCGCCUCUGCGACUCCAAUGUCAUGUCCCGCUGGAGCAUCUGCUGCCAGGAGGAGAACGGACUCCCCGCUGAGGAGGACGAGGAGGAGGAGGAGGAGGGGGAUAUGUGUAAAGGUUCCAUCCCCUCUCUGGACUCCCCUCAGUCUCUGGACGGGUGCUACUUCUCCCCCUCCCUGGUGACAGACUGGUUCUGGGGGGUGGUGAGCGAGGCUGUGGACGAGCUGAGGCGCAGCCCCCAGAGAGGCAUUCCCACCCCGGACCGACUGGAGAGGAAUGGCCCCCUCACCACUAUCAUCCUCCAGGCGGGAUCGAGCCGGGUGCUGUACGACCUCCUGCCCGUGGUGUCGUUCCGGGGCUGGCCUGCCGUGGCUCAAGGCUGGCUGACGGCCAACCACUUCUGGGAUGGUAAAAUCACAGAGGAGGAAGCCAUAUCGGGCUUCUAUCUGCUUCCCUGCUGCUCCCCGCUGGGUGGCCGGCCCGACAGGGAGUGGAGGCUGGCAUUCUCCCGCAGCGAGGUUCAGUUGAAGAAGUGCAUCCCGUACCCCAUGGCCCAGGCUUUCCAAGCAGCGAAGGCUGUGUUGUCCCGUAUCCUCUCCCGACCUCGCCGGGGCCUCAGCCUCUAUCAUCUGCGUACCCUCCUCUUCUGGGCCUGCGACCGACUUCCUGCCUCCUACCUGUCGUGCUCUGACCCCGACACCGCUGGCCGCCUCCUCCUAGGUCUCCUUGAUGACCUCGCUCAUUGCAUCCUGGGUAAAAACUGCCCGAACUACUUCCUGCCCCAGUGCAACAUGCUGGAGCACCUCACAGACAGCCAGGCGCUGCUCGUCGCCAGGAAGCUCGCCCACCUGCGAUCGGAUCCCAGCGAGCACCUGCGGGCGGCCCUGCAUCAGGCCCAGCAGGCGGGGCAGCUGAAGAAGGAGCUAACAGCUAGCACCAACGGCCACGGAUCCCCCGGGCACAACCCAGCCAACGGCAUCAUCUCCCCGUCGGAGGACAAGCUGGCACAGCGACUGCAGCAGCUGGUCACUGAGAACCCUGGGAAAUCCAUAUCGGUCUUUCUCAACCCCGAUGAUGUCACCAGGCCGCACUUCCGCAUCGAUGACAAGUUUUACUGACAUGUUUCGACGUGUGGGAAUGUGUUUAGCUAACAAACACGGCCUAAAAAUGACGUCAAAGGGUGAGAGGAAUACAAAUCAGGCACGGAACUGAACACACUCCUCAACAACGCCUUGCUGCUGACUCUUUAAACCAAAAACAAAUGUCCUACUACUGACGUCACAACAGACAUGAUGUCACCAAGCUGUUGCCACGGAGACGGCCCUCUCCUAACGAGCUGGCCUUAACGAGACUCAUCAGCUGGUGCUACAAAGACAAGGGCCGGCUUUAGUCUUGUGAAACAAGUCCAGUGGAACUCAAAACAAAAAGUGCGUGUGUGUGUGUGUGUGUGCGUGUGUGUGUACGCCUAAGGGUUUUCACAUAUUACUUCUUAAGAUGGAGAGAAAAGCUCCUUGAUUGCUGCGUUUCUCCCUCCCGUUUGUUUUAGAUCAGCAAUGGCUGGAAAACAAGGUGUGGCUGAUGUAACUGAAUGUAAUGUUGUGAGGAGAGUCUCUUUUCUCUGUCGACUACAUUUUAGCCCACUUCUUUUUCCACCCCCAAGCCACCAUUUAUGACAUCUUUUUCAUUUAAAAAAUUAUCUUUCUCAGGUAUUCAUAGUACUUAUCAUUUUUGUAUGUAUAUGAUUCAUUUAAGGUCUUAAUCUAUGUUUCAAUGCCUCUUACAUUUCAUUGGGUAGUGGAAUGUACCAAAGAGCUGCGUUUGUGCGGUUUUGCAAAGAGAAACGUACAUCUUAUUUUGAUGAGUCAUGGUCAGAAUGUUAAUCAACCUUUUCUCCUUCUGAAGGUCUGGUCACUACAGCAGCUACAAUGCAACACUGGCAAAAAUCAAUCAUUCCAAUGGAAUCAGUGCAGAAGUUAGACUUGAUAAUACGUUUAAAACAGGGAUUUAUGACAGUUAUACAACAGGUGUCGUUGGUACAAAUACGUCUCUUGAAAAUACUGACUCAUUGUCCUGUUAGCGGCAAAGCUAAUGAGUUUUGCUUAUGAUUAGCUAGCUUGUUUUUCCCCCUCUUUAUUGGAAUCCUUUAUUGAUUAAAACUAUUUCAGAUCUUGAGAACAAGGCACAGAGCAAGUGGAAAUAAGUUGGGUUAGCUAUCUGUGAAUAAUCACUACCAGAGUUUUGACAUUUAUUGAUUAUUUACUGUUUUAAUGAAAAGAACAAAAUGGCAAAUAAUAACCCCUUGCCAAAUGUUCUUUUAUUCUCCUUUCUCAAUGAUGGUUAAUUGACUGUAUUUGUGUUUCAGAUUGUUGAUUAGCUAAACAAGUCAUUUGAAGACACCACUAUGGGCUCUGUGACAUUUUACACAAACAAAAGUUACCAAUAAUGAAAACGUACUUUGCUGUGCUACCUUCUGCCGUGACCAGGCCUCGGAAAACGGUUGACACUGAAAAGGAUGGGAAUGUAAAAUGUAUUAAACUUGCUAAUUAUAUUAUAAUACAAUGUCUAUCUUGUAUUGUACUAAGAUGUAAGGGUUGCUACAUUAUACGUGAAACCCUUGGAGCUUUUUCAAGUUCUGUUCCCCUACCUGAGCGGACAUUUUGGUCUUUUGUGUUUGGAGUGUUAAGGUAGGCCCUUUAUAAGGGAUCUAGAAAAUAUAUAUAUAUUGAGAUACGAGGAAUCUAAUUAUGAGUGUACUGGGCAAAAACACAGGUCUAGAAUCAGGACUUUGGCUAUUUAUCACGACUAAUUCAAGGUACUUCACUUUCAAAACGGCCCGGCACAUCUUCAUCUAUUAACUUUCCGUUGAAGUUUUGUUUGUCUCUCGAUUUUGGAAACUGGUUCCAACCUGAGUGAUUCUGAUAAUUGUCCCCCGUCUCCUCUGCAUGGUUGGACUUUUUUAAUGAGCUUUGCGUGUGUGUGUGUGUGUGUGUGUGUGUGUGCACCCAGAGACGAGGCACACAGCAGGACGCAGACAAACACCCAGAUGCUGCCCGCUGCAUUUCACCCUCAGUGGGUGCGUGUUAGUCGCUGCGCCCUAUCGUUGCUCAGCAGACGGGAAUCAUCCACAGGGGGACGGGGGGAGGACAGGCCUAUCUCUGCUCCCUUGAAGACGGAAGACAGGCCUUGCGGGGCCUGGACAGCUGCCUCUUUCUCCUGUAUUCUGCUUUCUCUCACACUCUUUUUGCUCCUCUUCCUCCCUCCUAACACCCACAUAUCUCCUCACAGGGUUGGCUUCUUUAUUUCUUUUAAGAUCCAGAGCAGCAAAAACUCUUCUAAUCUUAUGUUUACACUCUUUACACCAAUUUGAUUAGGAGUUAUAAAGCUAGUUAAUGGUGCAGUGGAGACAUAAUAAUAACCAGACGAGCAUUAAUGUCAAUUCUUUGGGUCUUAAUGUAAGUCAUUUGAGACAAAGUUGACAAACUAAUGGGGUUUCAACAAAAAAAUGCUGCUAUACUUGUGCAAAGGCAAGAUUUAAAAGCUACAUGCACAUGAUUGGUUACAGUUUAUUUUAAAUGUCAACGUGGUGAUGGUUAAUUCAUUUAAAGCUGCUGGUGUGAAUAUUUCCGAGUUUUCUAUUAGAACAUCUGCUCUAAAAUCUCAUGUGCUUACUACUGGAUGAUUUUUUUUUUUUGUACUGCAUCCAUCUGUUCUGAUGUGUAUGAAUUGAAAACCAAAGCGUGUUGUUGAGACGUUGCAGAAUGUGUGUGUCCGUUAGAGUUUUCAGCACUUUUUCCGAGACAGGCUCAAAUAUCAAAUUACUUUAAGACAGAAGAAAUGCAGCAUUUAUUUAUUUAUCGGAAAUGUAAAAGGUACCUUCUCAUUGCCUCUGUUAUGUUCGACUGAGUAUCAGUUGUGUGUCUCACUCUGUACCUUAUUGGGCCUAGUUAGAGAUUACUAAACACUGGAAAGAAUCACAAUAUUAAAAUGUACGGUGUCAGAUUUUAGAUAUGCAAUCAAUCCUUCUACUCUAAUUCCUACUGUAAUAGUGAAAGGGUAUCUGCUGUCCAGGGGUUGCAUGAUGACACUCCCAAACAUCUGUUUUUCGUGCUGAAACCUCUGAUGAUUAUUUUUCAGAUUCUGCGCAUAAAUAACUGACUGAAUACGAUGAAUGUAUCCAACAUAUCUCCAAUCUGUUCCCCCCUGGAGGCUCACCGCUAUCUGCACCGAUACACUCCGAUCCGAUAAGAGUCUGUUCUGAAUCACUCCACACUUUGAGAAAUGUCAUAUCUCUGUUAUUACUUGAGGUCUUUUCUUUUUUAAUAAGUGCAAAUUAUUUUCUCUAUCAUGAUAUGCUGUAUUUAUUACUGUUCUUUUCUGGGGGUUUAUAUUGAUCAAGCUUUAGCAUGGAAUAAAUCACUACAUUUCAAAUCA